Molecule: messenger RNA, 1728 nt
Organism: [Torrubiella] hemipterigena
Lineage: Eukaryota; Fungi; Ascomycota; Sordariomycetes; Hypocreales; Clavicipitaceae
Source: the annotation of a GenBank genome assembly
AUGACAAACGUCUCCUCUGCCUCGUCGGUCACUGCUGCCGACUUGGAGGCUCAGCCCGCGCACUCGGUUAACAAGGUCUCCUAUUUCCAGCAGCUCACCGAUCAAGCUGGCGUUACCGAUGCCGUCCUCAAACAUGAAUACCCUGGCCAGGGCACCGAGAAGAGCCCGUACCUAGUCGAUUUCUUGCCCGAAGACUCCUACAACCCCAUGACAUUUGCACACGGCCGCAAAUGGAUGAUCACCAUUGUCCACGCUUGGGCAACACUUGCACUCGCCUUUGCGUCCUCGGCCUACUCAGGCGGUUUCACCAGUCUCCGCCAUGACUUCCCCCACGCCUCACAGGAAAUCAUCAUUCUCGGUGUUUCCAUGUUCGUCGUUGGCUUUGCUCUCGGUCCCCUCCUCUGGGCUCCUGCGUCAGAGAUUGUUGGCCGCCAGGUUAUCUUCUUCAUCAGCUACCUUGCCCUCACUGCUUUCAAUGCUGGCGCCGCUGGCGCUCCCUCAAUCGGCGCCUUGAUCGUUCUCCGCUUCUUCGCUGGUGCCUUUGGCUCCUCUGCUCUCACUAACGCCGGUGGUGUUAUUGCCGACAUGUUUGAUGCCUCUGAACGAGGCAUUGCCACAUCCAUCUUCGCCAUGGCACCCUUCCUGGGCCCUGCUAUCGGCCCCAUCGCUGGAGGAUUCCUUGGCCAGUCCGCCGGUUGGCGCUGGGUCGAAGGACUAACUGCAGCCUUCACGGGUCUCUUCUGGAUCAUCAGCACCGUCACAUACCCCGAGACCUACGUUCCUGUUCUCCUCCGCAAGCGUGCCAUCGAGCUGUCCAAGCGCACAGGCAAGGUCUACAUUGCCCGUAUCGAUGCCGACCAGCCUAAGCAAUCUGUCCGCCACCAGUUUUCUAUUGCGCUCUCUCGUCCCUGGGUUCUGCUCUUCAAGGAACCUAUUGUCUUCCUCAUCUCCAUUUACAUGGCAAUCAUCUACGGCACUUUGUACAUGUGCUUCGCCGCUUUCCCCAUUGUCUUCGGCCUUGGCCGCCACUGGACCCCAGGCGUCAGCGGUCUUGCCUUCUGUGGUAUCGCCGUUGGUUUUGUUGCUGGUACUGCGAUGAGCAUUUACGACAACAAACGCUACAUCAGAGUUGCCUCCAAAUAUCCUGCUGGAAUGGCUCCCCCCGAGGCCCGUCUCCCUCCUGCCAUUCUCGGCUCCAUCUUCCUCCCUAUCGGUCUAUUCUGGUUUGCCUGGACAAACGGACCGCAGAUCCACUGGAUUGUCCCUAUCAUUGGUUCUGCAUUCUUUUCAUGCGGAAUUGUUCUUGUCUUCUUGGCGUCCUUUGUCUACCUCGUGGACUCCUAUGUCAUCUUUGCUGCGUCUGUUCUUGCAGCCAACUCUGUCCUUCGAUCUCUAUUUGGAGCUGCAUUCCCUCUUUUCACGACCCAGAUGUACGAUGCUCUCGGUAUCCACUGGGCCAGCUCUAUCCCUGCGUUCCUCGCCCUUGCUUGCCUGCCUUUCCCGUUCCUCUUCUGGAAAUACGGCGAUAAAAUUCGUGCCAGAUGCGAGUAUGCUGCGGAAGCUGCCGCUGUUUUGGAGAGAUUCAGAAACCAGAACGUGAAACUUACCGAGGAUGAAGCUAUGGAUGAGGCUGCAGAAAAGGAGCACCAGAAACACCGACACCAACCAGCUCAGCAAGAGCAAAUGCUGAGCCCAAUGAAGACGAACGAAGAGAGCUCCAGACAGUGA